AAACACGUUAGUGAGAUUUUCUUACCUUUUUAGUAUACCGGUAUUUAUCUACCCAUUAUCUCCCAUUAUUUUCAGCCCCGUGAUCCGGGGAGAGAAGUGGUACCGGUAGUUGAGCAGGCGGGCAGUUAAGGGCGAUUAGGUGCGGGGUAUUAACGUGCAGUGUUAUACUUAAGCACUGCUGCGGUUCUGGCUGGGACACAGCAGCGGCAGCUUUGCAGUGGCGCGAGCUUGACAGCCUGAGUUACAAAGUGGAAGGAAGGAGCACGGUGAAAUAAAAUCAUGGAGCCGGCAUUCUUUCAAGGACCUACUCCACCGCCGAUACCUACAAAGGACGUCUUAUCGUGGAUGUUUGACGAACCAAGGUGUGAGGAUGAUAGGAAGGUAUUCAUCCCGCUCCCCCCCUUCGGGAGCGAUGGAAAUCGAGAGCUAAGGAAAUUGAAUAUCUCAGAUCCUGAUCGACGCGAACAAUGACUCCCGCUACGUGACCUUUGGCCACGCCCGUAACACAAUUAGGAGAUUGAUCAAGGGCUUGAGGGCAGCGGGAAUGGAAAAGGGGGAUUGCGUGCUCAUACAUGCUUUCAACGACGUAACCCCCCCAGUUCCGAAUCGGCCCCCGGAUAACGAGCUAACAAAAAGAUAUCGGUAUCGCAGAUAUAUUAUCCCAUCAUCGGCCUCUCCAUAAUCGGCGCCGGCGGGGUAUUCGCCGGCUCGAACCCGUCCUACACCCCCCGGGAAUUAAUUCACCACAUCGCAACGUCGCAAUCUAGGAUCGUGAUAUCCGAGCCAGAAAUGCUAGCGAACGUUCGGGCAGCGAUUGAGGAGUUGCCGGAGGGGAGUGUUAAAGAAGUGUAUGUGUUCAAUCCCAGGGAGGGACAGAGUGUUCCCGCUGGGGAGAGGUCUUGGGAGGAGCUACUUGGUGCUGGGGGGGAAGAGGGGGAGGAUUGGAUAAGGUUUGACGAUAAAGAAACGGCAGAGAAUACCGUUGCUUGUAGACUUUUUAGCAGUGGAACGUCAGGGUUACCGAAGGGAGUAGAAAUUACGCAUUACGGCCUAGUAGCUCAGCAUGAACUUGCGCAUGAGACUGAGGAGUCGCUCAAAGGGGUAUGUUUACUAUCACUGCUAAUAGUACAUCUUCGAUUGUUGCAUUCCCGAGCUAAGCUGUUACACUGGAUGAUAGCAAAUUUGGACGUUAAAACUUCCCAUGUUCCACGUCGCCAACGUCCCUUUGGUCUUCACCAGUUUCUUCCGAACGCCCUGGACGGGAUAUGUCCUCCGGAGGUUCGAAAUGGAAACCUGGCUCUCCACCGUGGAAAAGUACAAGGCAACGCACACCUCUCUCCCGCCCAUCAUCGCCAUCGGGAUCGUGAAAUCCCCGCUGACGGAUAAGUACGAUAUUUCGUCGUUGAGGACGGUGGUUUCUGCUGCAUGGGCCUUGAACCCUGAUAUUCAGAACAUGUUGAUUCGGAAGAUCAAGCCCGUGAAGGGCCGAGAAGAGGAUGAGCCAAGGGUCACUCAACUAUGGGGAAUGACGGAGGCGACUUGCAUCGUUACUAAAUUUUAUCACCCGGAAGUGGACGGUACUGGGAGUGUAGGGAGAUUGAUACCGGGCGUUGAAGCUAAGUAUGUAGGAUCAUUUCCACCCCCCCCCCCCCUCCUCUCUCAUUCCCGGUGAAGGAGCGAGCAAUCCCUAAUAUUACUAUUUCCCUCACUUCACAAUGUGUAGGAUCGUAGACGACGAGGGAGCAGACAUCAGCGACUACAACGUCACUGGCGAAAUAUGCCUACGGUAAGCAAACAAGCGACCGCUCCCUCCAUAGCCAGAAUGGGCCCCAAAAUGCGGUGCCGCAUCUGAAAUCCUCUCUCUUUGUUUCGACGUUUCGCCGGUGCCACUUGGCUAACGGUCGUGCGAUACGUGCGGUGCCGCAGCGGACCGACAAUCACCAAGUGCUACUUUGGAAACCCGGACGCUACCCGCACGUCCUGGGACCAGAGCGGGUUCUAUCACACCGGCGAUGUAGGGUACUGUGAUCGGGAGACGAAGAAAUGGUACCUGAUAGACAGGAAAAAGGUUCGUUUGCCGCUACAACACCGUUUAUUCUUUUCUCCUUUUUAUCCCCGCGAACCCGGUGCCGGCUGCAAGAGAUACAGUAGCCAAAACUCUAGCCCAUCACAUUACGCUACGUUAGUUAGUUACCGAAUCUUUUCGUCGUAAAGGUCGGAUUGGAGUAAGAGGGCAACUGAGCCAACUAGAGGGCAAACCCUAAACCUUCGCACUUCAGAAUGCACGGAAGCAAAAGGCAAUUGGGCAGGCCCUCUCUAGGGCUAAUCCGACACUUACGGAAUGAUAUGAUAAUUAUGAUACAGCAUCAUAAUUUAUAGUUCAUAUGGCGCAAACUAACGGGGCCACGUUUCCUCCCGCACAUCUAGGAAAUUAUCAAAGUCCGCGGCUUCCAGGUCGCCCCAGUAGAAAUAGAAGGCGUACUACUGGCGCACCCGCAGAUAGUAGAGGCAGCGGUAAUAGGUGUUUCCCUAGAGGAGUACGGAAGCGAGCUUCCGAGGGCAUACGUUGUUUUGCGUCCCGGGAGUACCGCAGGCAAGACGUUGGAUGAGGAUGGGGUGAAGGAGUUUGUCAAGGGCCAGGUCGCGAAGUACAAGAGGCUUGAAGGGGGGGUUGUCUUUGUGGACACGAUCCCGAAGAAUGCUACGGGGAAAGUGCUCAAAAGAGUUCUGAGGGAGCGGGCUGAGAGAGAGGUUGGUAUGGUUGGUAGGGUUGGUGGCGGCAGCUGUUAGGCGGUCUGUUUGGGAUAUGGUUGUUGAGUUCCGUUCAGCGUUGUAUUGAUUGCGGACCCUAUUUCCAAGUAUCUUAAAUUUAUGAUACCAGGAACG
Messenger RNA from Tuber aestivum (summer truffle), 2886 nucleotides. NCBI's taxonomy places the organism in Eukaryota, Fungi, Ascomycota, Pezizomycetes, Pezizales, Tuberaceae. The record is from the annotation of a GenBank genome assembly.